Danaus plexippus (monarch butterfly) is the source of this 1208-nucleotide messenger RNA. RefSeq lists its product as uncharacterized. The record is from RefSeq and is a predicted model, not a curated record. The transcript is spliced from 3 exons. The coding region runs from base 152 to 628 and encodes 158 amino acids. NCBI's taxonomy places the organism in Eukaryota, Metazoa, Arthropoda, Insecta, Lepidoptera, Nymphalidae.
AUAGCUCGGCUUUCUAUGUUGGUGUAUCGACAAUAAAAGUAACGUUGGCUGCAGGGCGAUAAAAUACAUCGCACGUGCCAUUGUUUGCUAUGAUCACGACUUUGUUUCACACUUAUGAAUAUUUAUAUAUAUUCUAAAUUGGUUGCUAGUGAUGUAUUGGAUAUUUUUAGCAGUUAUUAUUCAAAUACAUUGCUGGAAAGGAUUUGAAGAUAGUUUUAAAUAUGAAAAACUACAUAUGUUCGGUUUGGGGAGGCCGUUGGUUAAUUUGCGCAGCGACAACGCAUACGCAUAUCCUGAAGAUCUGGUGACGAAGAAACAAACUUAUAUCAGAUCUCCUUACAGGAGCAUCUAUCAGGGAGUAAGGUCGAAACGGGAUCAUAGAGUAUAUAAUAAAAAGUUUGGUUAUCCGCCACGGCUCAGAGGACACCAUAUAUUUUUUGAAGGAGUGUUUGAGUGUGUCCUGACACACGUGUCAAUAGAGACGAAUGCCAGUAUACCGUCGAUACUCCGUGGUGGUGUAGGGUACAGGCACUUCAGUAUCGCCAUCAGAGCGGGCCCUGGAGAGGAACUGUCAGGUCGCGUGAGAGCCUUUUGCAGUCAGAACUCUACAACGACGUCACCUGUCUAACAUACACCGAUUAUAAUAUUUUGUACGAACUUUAUAUAUUUUCAUUCAAGAAGGUUUUGUUUCAUUCAAGAUACAACGUGUUUGAAUGCAAAUUAUAUUAAUGAAUUAUUCCUUUGGGAGAAUAGUUUCUGUAUUGUAGCCCCUAAAUUUAAUAUUCUUAAGUGAUUUUUAACUAUGAUCAAUCGUUUGGAUAUUUUAUGUAUAAAAUGUUCAAUACGUCGUCAGCCUUAUUGAUGUAGAAAUUAUUAAUUCAGUUCCUUUUACACGGACUAAUUUUGUAGUUUUUACUUUAAGGGAAAACGACGUGGAUUCACGACAUCUGAUGCAAUAUUUAUCCAGUUCUUUUGGAUUAUUCUCGAAGAAUACUAACUCUGUCUGUCUUGGAUUGUAGUAUGAAAAGUAGUCAUUACUAUAACUUUACACAAAAAACAGCUGAGUACGAAAUUGCUUAUAGAGUUCAAUACCCAAUUUUUUUAUUGCUAUAGUCAAAGUGACAUUUUAAUUCAACCUCUGAUAAACAAUUUAAUUACAGUAGCGUUUGUUAUGUAAACUUUAUAACUUCGAUAUUUUUAAUAAUAAA